Rotaria sordida is the source of this 615-nucleotide messenger RNA. The record is from the annotation of a GenBank genome assembly. NCBI's taxonomy places the organism in Eukaryota, Metazoa, Rotifera, Eurotatoria, Philodinida, Philodinidae.
AUGUAUUGGUUUUUGAUGAUAGGAUUGUUUUUAUUAAUUAAUAAUUCAAUAGGAUGUAAAAGACCUUCAUUAUCACAAAUAACUGCUCAACCAGGUUUUUGUCUAGAAAAAUUUCUUGGUCAAUGGCACCAAAUAAAAUAUUACACAAGUGAAAAAAAUCAUAAUCCAUCUGAUUCAUGGGUUGAUUAUUCUCAAUUUUUUGCAUUAGACAAUUGUAUUAAUCGACAUGUUCUUGCUUUCGGUAGAGCACGAUUACCUAAUGGAAAGGAAUGUUUUUCAUUUGGUCCAUGGUCAAUUUUUGCAUAUGAUGGUGCAAAAAUGAUUGUUGAAACAGACGAUAUCAAUAAGAAUACAAAAGUUAAUUGGCCUUAUUUUAUAUCAAAAACCGAUUAUACUCAUUAUGCAUUAAUGUAUACAUGUUUAACAAAAGGUGCUACACGAUAUGAUCCAUGUACAGAAGAAGUAGUAGAACAAGAUGAAUCUUCAUCAAUUUAUAUGAAUUGUCUUGCUUGGAAUCCGAUGCGUACAAAUGAAUUUUGUCUUGAUUGUUCAAAUGAUUGUAUUCGUUUUUGUACAAUUAUUGAACAAACAAAUUAUACAAAUAUACAAUUAUAA